Molecule: messenger RNA, 1773 nt
Organism: Fragaria vesca subsp. vesca
Lineage: Eukaryota; Viridiplantae; Streptophyta; Magnoliopsida; Rosales; Rosaceae
Product: pentatricopeptide repeat-containing protein At2g29760, chloroplastic-like
Exons: 2
Coding region: 1-1773 (590 amino acids)
Biological process (GO): RNA modification
Molecular function (GO): RNA binding; protein binding
Source: RefSeq, a predicted model, not a curated record
AUGAUGCUGCUUGAAGAAAAGUUCAUCUCACUGUUGCAGUCAUGUAAGACCAUAAAGGAACUGCACCAGAUACAGGCGCAGGUAACCCUCCACGGUUUUUCACAGAAUGACUACGUCGCUCCGAAACUAGUCACGGCCUGUGCUGAACUGAAGCGAAUGGCUUAUGCCCACCAGGUGUUCGAUCAAAUUCCUGAACCAAAUUUUGCUCUAUGGAAUGCGCUGUUGAGAGGGUAUGCGAGGAAUGAGGGUCAUAGGGAAGUUGUGGCUUUGUUUUGUAGGAUGAAGAACAUGGACAUAAUGCCGAAUUGCUAUACGUUCCCCGUUGUGAUUAAAUGUUGUGGGAGGUUGGGUAGGUUGGUGGAAGGUGAAGAGGUGCAUUGUGUUGCGAUAAAAUGUGGGUUUAGAGCGAACCCCUUUGUGGGGACGACGCUGAUCGAAAUGUAUGCGGCUGGGGGAGUGAUUGGAGCUGCUUAUAAGGCGUUUGGUGAGAUGUUUGAGAGAAAUGUGAUUGCUUGGACUUCCAUGAUUAAUGGCUACAUUUUGUGUGGUGAUAUGGUUUCUGCGCAGCGGCUUUUUGAUUUGGCACCAGAACGAGAUAUCGUGUUGUGGAACACUAUGGUUUCUGGUUAUAUUGAGCUGGGGGAUAUGAGAACAGCUAGAAAGCUUUUUGAUAAGAUGCCAAGGCGUGAUGUUAUUUGUUGGAAUACCGUAUUGAAUGGUUAUGCAAGUAAUCAAGACAUUGAGGCUUGUGAGGAUUUGUUUGAGAAGAUGCCUGAGAGGAAUGUUUUCUCAUGGAAUGGGUUGAUGGGAGGCUAUGCACGCAAGGGACGUUUCAUUGCAGUUCUGGGAUCUUUCAAGCAGAUGCUUACUGAGAGUAAAGUGCUUCCUAAUGAUGCCACAUUAACGACUGUGCUGUCAGCUUGUGCGAGAUUAGGAGCUCUUGAUUUGGGCAAGUGGGUGCAUGUAUAUGCCGAGAAUAUAGGGUACAAGAGAAAUGUAUAUGUUGGGAAUGCGUUGAUUGACAUGUAUGCAAAAUGUGGUGGUGUUGAUAAUGCAGUCGAUGUCUUCAAAAACAUGGAGAUGAAAGAUCUAAUUACUUGGAACACUAUAAUUUGUGGCUUAGCAACACAUGGACGUGGGGGUGAUGCUUUAAAGUUGUUUUCACAGAUGAAGAGUUGUAAAUUGAAACCAGAUGGGAUCACCUUCAUAGGUAUUCUGUGCUCUUGUACACAUCUAGGAUUAGUAGAAGAUGGCCUGUCAUAUUUCCAAUCAAUGGUUAGUGACUAUUCAAUUGUGCCUCAAAUUGAGCAUUAUGGUUGUAUGGUUGAUCUGCUUGGGCGAGCUGGUCUCUUGGAACAGGCAGUGGAGUUUGUGAGGCAGAUGCCGAUAGAAGCAGAUGUUGUCAUUUGGACUGCCUUACUUGGGGCAUGUCGAAUAUACAAGAACAUUGAGUUGGCUGAGUUGGCUCUCGAACGGCUCAUUGAACUUGAACCGAAAAACCCUGCAAACUAUGUCAUGCUUUCAAAUAUAUAUGGUGAUCUUGGGAGAUGGAAAGAUGUCGCAAGAUUAAAAGUUGCAGUUAGGGAUACAGGGUAUAAAAAAUUCCCUGGUGUUAGCUCUAUAGAGGCCGAUCAUGGUGUGGUUGAGUUCUGUUCCUUGGAUAAGAGGCAUCAGGAGACUCAGGAUAUAUAUGAAACUCUGGAGGGAUUGACCAAACUACUAAGAUCUUCUGGAUAUGUACCAGACAUUCUGGAGCUUGGGCAUGGAGACUAG